CGUUUUUGUUAUUAUAGGAUCCAGGGAGGAUAAAGUAUAAACAAACAAAAAUUUAAAAAAAUAGAUCAACGUGGAUUUAUACGUUAUUGAAGGAAACAAAUAAAUAAAUAAAAAAAAAAAACCGGAACCUUGAAGGUAGCGUUUGUGUUAUUUUAGGAUCGAGUGAAGAUAAUCAAACAACAGUUGGUAACCUUGGUAUAGUGAGCUCUGGCUAUGGCGAACGGUUUCACUCCCGUCAGCAAUGGAGUACCCGAUGAAGAAUCGAUUACGGCGCCGCUCCUCCACCUCCGCCGCUCCACCUCCAACAACACCUCUCAGAUUGCUAUCGUCGGAUCCAAUCCUUGCCCUAUCGAAAGUCUUGACUACGAGAUCAUGGAGAAUGAUGUCUUCAAGCAAGAUUGGAGAAGCAGAACCAUUGAGAACAUUGCUGGUAUCAAAUUUGUAGUCACCUCCAACAGGAUGCUGGAAAACAAGUAUGCAGAAGCAUAUCUCAUAUUUGCAGCUGCAAAUUUAGGCCUUACUUUGUUUGCUGUUACUAUAACAGCUUUUAUAGCUCCAGAAGCUGCUGGAUCAGGCAUCCCUGAAGUUAAGGCUUACUUAAAUGGUGUUGAUGCUCCUGCCAUAUUCUCAUUCAGAACAUUGCUAGUAAAGAUUGUUGGCAGCAUAGCUGCUGUGUCAUCAUCUCUUAAUGUCGGGAAGGCGGGGCCCAUGGUGCACACGGGUGCAUGCAUUGCAGCUUUAACAUCUGCUGGAAUUGCUGCUGCUUUUCGUGCUCCUGUUGGUGGUGUACUUUUUGCUCUUGAAGAAAUGGCAUCUUGGUGGAGAAGCGCGCUUUUAUGGAGGGCUUUUUUCGCAACUGCAAUUGUUGCAAUUUUGCUUCGGGGUUUGACUGAUUUAUGCUUGAGUGGAAAAUGUGGACUUUUUGGCACUGGGGGUUUGAUAAUAUAUGAUGUCACCUCAGUAAACAUAUCAUAUCACCUACGUGAUGUUCCUCCUGUUCUUCUUCUUGGAGUCAUCGGUGGCAUUGCAGGAAGUUUAUACAAUUUUCUUUUGGGUAAAGUUCUCCGGCUUUACAAUCUAAUCAACGAAAAAGGCACGAUAUACAAAAUCCUCCUCGCAUGCAUAGUCUCUAUUGUAACUUCCUCUCUCUUAUUCGGCCUCCCAUGGAUCGCCCCAUGCCACCCAUGUCCACCUGGCGCAACCGAACCCUGCCCCACCAUCGGCCGCUCCGGCAACUACAAAAAAUUCCAAUGUCCGCCUGGCCACUACAACGAGCUCGCAAGCCUCUUCUUCAACACGAACGACGACGCCAUCAAAAACCUUUUUAGCAAAGACACAGACACCGAGUUCCACCCUUUAUCGAUCCUCAUCUUCUUCAUCACAUGUUUUUUCUUAAGUAUCUUCAGCUACGGAAUCGUGGCCCCCAUCGGCCUCUUCAUUCCCGUUAUAGUAACCGGCGCGUCUUACGGUCGGUUAGUCGGGUUACUCAUUGGUUCCACCUCGAAUCUCAACCACGGUUUGUUUGCAGUGUUGGGCGCCGCUUCACUCCUCGGUGGGACCAUGCGAAUGACAGUGUCAUUAUGCGUUAUACUUCUCGAACUCACGAAUAACUUACUAUUACUCCCGCUUAUCAUGCUCGUUUUACUCAUUUCAAAAACGGUAGCCGACGCGUUCAACGGAAACGUAUACGACCAAAUCAUGAGCUUCAAAGGCUUUCCGUAUUUAGAAACUCACGCGGAGCCAUACAUGCGACAGUUAACGGUUAGCGACGUGGUAGCGGGCCCGCUUCGCGUGUUCAACGGGAUCGAGCUCGUGGGGAAUAUUGUCCAUGUGCUAAGGACGACCGGGCAUAACGGGUUCCCGGUUGUGGACGAGCCGCCGUAUUCGGACGCGCCGGUUUUGUACGGUUUGAUUUUGCGGUCACAUGUUAUUACGUUGUUGAAGAAGAAAUGUUUUUUGGAGAGUCCGAGGUUGGAUGUGGACGCGGUUGAGCGGUUUUCGGCUAGUGAUUUUGCGAAACAAGGGUUGGGGAAUCAGGAUAAGAUUGAGGAGAUUGAGUUGAGUGAAGAGGAGAUGGAGAUGUAUGUUGAUUUGCAUCCUUUUACAAAUGCUUCGCCUUAUACGGUUGUGGAGACUAUGUCUUUGGCUAAGGCGCUUACGCUUUUUAGAGGUGUUGGUUUGAGACACUUGCUUGUGGUUCCCAAGACUUCUGAGAGACUUCCGGUGGUUGGAAUAUUAACAAGACAUGAUUUCAUGCCACAACAUAUACUUGGUUUACACCCAAUGUUGGAAAGAACUUGGAAGGUGGAUCUUGGUGAGAGGAGCUUGAAAAUCAAGAAGAUUGAGGCAAGGAACGUGUGUGGAUCUGAAGUCUACCCCAGUUUAGCAGCAUUUGAAGGUGGUGGAGUUCGUGGCUGGGGUUCGUGA
This is a messenger RNA of Lactuca saligna, 2427 nucleotides long. Lineage: Eukaryota; Viridiplantae; Streptophyta; Magnoliopsida; Asterales; Asteraceae. The record is from the annotation of a GenBank genome assembly.